This is a messenger RNA of Vicia villosa (hairy vetch), 1411 nucleotides long. Its product is annotated as COP9 signalosome complex subunit 6a-like. Gene Ontology annotation, molecular function: metallopeptidase activity; protein binding. The transcript is spliced from 9 exons. NCBI's taxonomy places the organism in Eukaryota, Viridiplantae, Streptophyta, Magnoliopsida, Fabales, Fabaceae. Bases 163 to 1116 code for a protein of 317 amino acids. The record is from RefSeq and is a predicted model, not a curated record. Gene Ontology annotation, cellular component: COP9 signalosome. Gene Ontology annotation, biological process: protein deneddylation.
UUCACUCCAUACUCUUCCACAGUGAUACAAAGCUACCCUUCUUUUCAUUCUUCUCAAGCCCUAAUUUCUAAUUCAAUUCAAUCCUCAAAACCCUAAACAAAACCCCCAAAUUCUCUCUCUCUCUCUCUCUCUCUCUCUCUCUCUCUCUCUCUCUGUUCGCCAAUGGCUUCCUCAUCGAGCAGCGGCUUAACCUUCAAGCUCCACCCUCUCGUGAUCGUAAACAUCUCCGAUCACUACACGAGAGUCAAGUCUCAGAUGAACCCUACACUCGCUCCUCACAACAACACAACCAACAACGGCGCCGACGGCGUCGUUUCCUCCAUUCCACCUCGUGUGUUCGGCUGUGUAAUCGGUGUUCAGAAAGGUCGCACCGUUGAGAUAUUCAACAGCUUCGAACUUUUAUAUGAUCCGUCUACUCACUCGCUUGAUCGGCCUUUCCUUGAGAAGAAGCAAGAACUCUAUAAGAAGGUUUUUCCGCACUUCUACAUACUCGGAUGGUAUUCGACUGGGAGUGAUGCUGAGGAAUCUGAUAUGCAUAUUCACAAAGCUUUGAUGGAUAUCAAUGAAAGUCCAGUUUAUGUUCUUCUAAACCCUGCGAUCAAUCAUUCUCAGAAGGAUCUCCCUGUCAGUAUAUUUGAAAGUGAAUUGCAUGUCAUAGAUGGGAUUCCACAACUUAUCUUUGUUCGGUCAAGCUAUACUAUUGAGACUGUUGAAGCAGAACGGAUCUCAGUUGAUCAUGUUGCUCAUCUAAAGCCAUCUGAUGGUGGUUCAGCCGCUACGCAAUUGGCUGCUAACCUUACUGGUAUACACAGCGCCAUCAAAAUGCUUCAUAGCAGAAUAAAAGUGCUACAUCACUAUCUUCUUGCGAUGGAAAAAGGUGAUGUUCCUUGUGAGAAUUCACUAUUAAGGCAAGUGUCGAGUCUCUUGAGAAGAUUACCUGCUAUUGAAUCUGGGAAAUUUCAAGAUGAUUUUCUGAUGGAAUACAAUGACACCUUGUUGAUCAGUUACCUUGCCAUGCUGACCAACUGCUCAAGUGCAAUGAAUGAUUUGGUGGACAAGUUCGGUACCGCAUAUGAUAGACAUACCAGAAGAGGUGGACGAACUGCUUUCAUGUAAAUGUCCUUGUUGCUCAUAUCUAGUUGUCCUGCUGUGGACAAACCUUGAAGCACUUUUCCAACUCUUUAGGCACAGAUUUUUGUUUUCUUUCUUUACUCCUUAGGCAUUGGUUAUUAAAGCUUAGGGAGUGAAAAAUAUAUUGUGGAAAGUCACCAUAUUACCAUGCCCCAUUCUCCAAUGAAAAGAAAGUUGAGACAACAAUUCUGUUAGGCAACCAUCUUUCAUUUUCUUGUAUGCUGCCUUCUAAUUUAUUUUGCAUUUUAACAAUAGCUUAUUAUAUUAGCAAGUUUAGAUA